AUGGGAGGUCUGAAAAAUGAUGAAUGCAGAAGCAAAUUCCGCCAAUGUGUGUCUAUUCAUGUUGGAGUAUGGACCAGGAAGAAGCUUAGCGAUGCGGAUUCCUUCACAAAGUGCAUCCAAGACGCUGCAAGGGAAACGCUCCCGGUUCUAUUGCCGCUGAAGAAGUUUGCCUUUGCAUCUGCGGAAACAAAAUCCACAUACAAUUCUGUAUGUGUCGUGCGCAGCGCUGGUGACUUCAACCAGGAAAAGCGUCUUAGAAGGAAGCUGCGCCAUCAACUGCAACAAGACCGCGAUAACGAGUGGACGUCAAGAGCGAUGGAGUUUGACAAGGUGUGGGAGGACAGGAAGAAAGCCUAUGCUCUACUAAAACAGUACAGCGGCAAAAUGAAAAGAUGUUCCCCUGUCCUCAACACUGCCAAUGGGGUAGCUGUCGGUGAAGCAACCCUUCCAAUUUGGAAGGAACACUUCAAGACAUUGCUGAACCGGCUAGCACCGUCAGCCCCUGAACUCGAACACGUUCAUAGACCGACAUACGCGGUUAACGAGGAGCCACCGACCGUGUCGGAGGUCCCGGUCUGUAUUCAAAAAAUUAAGAACGGAAAAUCUGGCGGAGACGACGGGAUUAGCGCAGAAAUGCUAAAAUAUCUUCCUCCGUCUGGGAUUCGUGGAGCGACAAAGAUCAUCCGUUCAAUAUGGAUAGACGAAAGGAUACCUGAUUCGUGGAGAUACGCUAUCAUAAUUCCCCUCCACAAGAAGUUAUCCGUCACGGACCCAAAGAAUUAUCGAGGAAUCUCUUUGCUGCGUGUUAUGUACAAGGUACUGGAGCGCAUUAUCCUGGACCGACUCAUUAAACAUCGCGAAGAAACAACGCGCGAUGAGCAAGCUGGCUUUCGUCCUGGCCGAUCUACGAUUGACCAGAUGUUCAUCGUCAGGAGAGUGAUCGAAAUCUGGCAGCGGUAUUCGAAGCCAAUGCAACUAGCGUUUCUGGACUAUGAAGCCGCGUUCGACUCUCCUCACCGAGGCCGUCUUCUCAACGCGCUGAGCGCCGAUGGAGUACCAGGAAAGUUCGUUCGCUUGCUUAAUGACAUGAAUCAAGGAACAACCGCUGCGGUUCGAACACCAGCCGGAUGUACAACACCGUUUGAAGUGGUAACUGGAGUAAGACAAGGGGCGGUGGCAGGACCCUUCCUGUUCAAUUUUGCCAUCGACGACAUUAUGCGAAGAACAGUCGACCAGUGUCCUGCCGACAUUGUCUUAGCACCAUCUGGGUGCCCCUUGACUGAACUCGAGUACGCCGACGAUGUUGUUAUACUCGCGGAAAGCAGUACGAAACUUCAGCAUGUUGUCAACCUUGUAUCGAAGCUGGCUGCAGCCUACGGACUACGCCUAUGCCCUGAUAAAUGCAAGCAGAUGUGGAUCUUUUCGAGACCACGAACGGGAAUCAGGGUGGACGGGCAACCGAUAGAACUCGUCGAUGUUACUACUACCUAG
Necator americanus (New World hookworm) is the source of this 1491-nucleotide messenger RNA. RefSeq lists its product as uncharacterized. The record is from RefSeq and is a predicted model, not a curated record. NCBI's taxonomy places the organism in Eukaryota, Metazoa, Nematoda, Chromadorea, Rhabditida, Ancylostomatidae. The coding region runs from base 1 to 1491 and encodes 496 amino acids. The transcript has a single exon.